Talaromyces stipitatus ATCC 10500 is the source of this 1084-nucleotide messenger RNA. Its product is annotated as ribonuclease H1, putative. Gene Ontology annotation, molecular function: RNA-DNA hybrid ribonuclease activity; nucleic acid binding. The coding region runs from base 44 to 1084 and encodes 346 amino acids. The record is from RefSeq and is a predicted model, not a curated record. The transcript has 2 exons. Lineage: Eukaryota; Fungi; Ascomycota; Eurotiomycetes; Eurotiales; Trichocomaceae. Gene Ontology annotation, biological process: DNA replication, removal of RNA primer.
AACAACAACAACAACAAUCCUUCCAUCAGAAGACAGAGUCAUUAUGUCUUAUAGACCGUCCUCACCAGUGCAACUUCCUAAUGGCCAUUGGGCAUGCUCUGACCACUUGCUACAGGUGUGUCCCAUCUGCACUGUAGACUACACAUAUCUCAAUGAAUUGUCUGAUGACGGCGAGGAGCCGUCACCCAUUGCACCACUCCUCAGUCACAUCAGGGAGAAGCGAGCUAGGCCCACACAAGCAGUAGGCAAUGAUGACAACGUUAUCACCAUGGGCGGCAUCGAGACGACUAGUCCGAAUAUGAUCCUGUCUCCUUGGGCGCAUAUGGAUUUAAGCUUGCGACGAGGCACCGGCCGGAUAAUUGCUGAGAAAUUUGUACCCCCAGAAGUGGUUGCAUCUUCCACCUUUGGAGGCUCAGCAACUCCACUGGACAUCUUUCCUCCAGGAAUCAGUCAUAAAGCUAGUCCGGUUGUGCGUCGCUUUAUUCACCGACAUGAUCAGACACAGUUUCUGAUUUAUACGGACGGCGCCUGUUUGGAUAAUGGCGGUUUAAGCCCGCAGGCAGGUUGCGCGUUCUAUUUCAGACCGCCUGCAGAGGACACACAAGACGGCCGUCGACACAACAGGCGGAGACCCGGAACCAUGGAAUUCCCUCCCCCGAGUCAAGGCUAUACCUCUUUUCACCUUGAAAAGAGAGGCCCGUUUGGGGAUCCGUCUUCGCAAACGAGCAACCGCGCCGAACUGCGAGCCGUUAUCGGAGCUCUUCGGUUUCGCGUCUGGCAAGGAGAAGGCUUCAGAACUCUUGUCAUUGCCACGGACUCGGAAUAUGUCGUCGAGGGUGCGACGAACUGGGUGAAAGGCUGGUUGCGAAAUAACUGGAGGACUCGGAGUGGUCCAGUGAAGAAUAAGGAUUUGUGGGAGGCAUUACUGGGUGAGAUCGAACGCCACCACGAUAAGGGCCUCAAAGUCUUGUUUUGGAGAAUUCCAAGGGAGCUUAACAUGGUUGCAGAUCAAAAGGCAAAGAUCGCAGCGCAGGAGGAGCCAGCAUCUGAGAGCUGGAAUGAUGUGAGUGGUGUCAUGGUUUGA